This is a messenger RNA of Cryphonectria parasitica EP155, 695 nucleotides long. RefSeq lists its product as uncharacterized. The coding region runs from base 28 to 477 and encodes 149 amino acids. NCBI's taxonomy places the organism in Eukaryota, Fungi, Ascomycota, Sordariomycetes, Diaporthales, Cryphonectriaceae. The record is from RefSeq and is a predicted model, not a curated record. The transcript has a single exon.
GUGUUGUCCCGCUUUGUCCCUGUCUGUAUGCUUGGACACGUUCACGAUUCGAAGGGUGGGAGGGAGGAGGGAGCCGAGAUCAGGCAGUGGCUUCGAGGAUCGAACGGCACCGAACGAGUGAUAGGGGCAAAGAUGUUCGAGGACAGAUGCGGCCGUUUGUUGGAGGAAGAGGAGAGGGCUCGUAGCAGGAUUGCGGAAAGGUUUUUGGUUCUGGUGAAGUGUGGCUGGGCUGCCACGAGGCUGCGUGUGUGCUAUUCACGGCAGGGACAAGCUGACAGUCAGCCUUGGCGAAUGCUCCUUCAGAAUUAUGUCCGGACGACCUUGGAUGUUUCCAGCAAGACGAAGCUAAUCCGAGACGAGAAGAAGCAAUUAUCAAUAUCUGGGCGAGAAGGAAGAAGGAAGAGGGAGGGGAAGAGAGAGAGAGGGAGCGGGAGAGAAGGGACAAGAAGUAGAAAGUGGUCUAUGAAUGACAGGUGACGAAGAGCUUCGUUCGCCUCGAGGAAUGUGUGGACUCGGUGACGGGUUUCUAGUGGGCUGGGUUCGGUAACUGCGUCGAAGGACCAGACUGGAAUUCCAGGGUCAGGGACAAGGCAUCCAGGGAGUAAAAGCAGAUGGACGGGUGCGAGUGUCAAAUUGUCCAACGAGAGAUCAAAAUAGUCGAGGAUGUGAGGCUUCCGUUUCGUAGUCGGAUCUUG